AUGACACUGCUUUUAAAUGUACAGUGCAAAUGGGGCCCUAGUGUAAACCUAAGAUCUCCUUUGGCAGAGAAAGUGUGUCAGUCUGAGACAGAACGGCUGGUCAGAUCUGACAUUCCAAACCGACCUCUGGAUGUCCUGAGACCUUCCGGGGUCCAUUUGCUUGAACUGAGCCGAGCGCGGCUGAAGGCCGGAAAGCCGCUAAGCUGGACCACUGGCGCCGGGCCUGACCUUUACAGCAGCGAACGAAUAGGAAAGCCAACGCACAGAGGAGGCGAAGAGAGCAGGCAGGCGCCACGCCACCUCCGCCGCUCUCUGAUCCCUCCCCGACUGCUUCGCCAUUGGAUUCUCGAGCGGAUGAGGAGGAGGAACACGGAGUCUCUCCCGUCCAGCUUCUCCUCCUCUCCAGGAUUGGCGCAUGCCCGGCAGGGCCUGUGUCUGAUCUGCCCGGCAGAUCUUGGGGCGUCGCCAAGUGAAAGGCCAGCCUCUUUACCCCGACUCUUCUCCGGGUUCAGGCGGAGGUGGCCGCCACUGUUCUCCUCUCCUGGGUUGUCGGGAGCAGCUCAGCGUCUCGCCGCGAUGCCUGUAGGUGCGUCCCCCUCCGCUAAAUCGCGAUACAACCUGGUGGAUGACAGGCACGAUCUGCGCAUCCCGCUACACAACGACGACGCCUUCCAGCACGGCAUCGGUUUCGAAGCCAAGUUUUCCUCCGUCGUGUGCAGCUGCUCCACAUUUUGUUUCCAUCACAACUGCUUUUGUGAUUCAUAUAUUGGCAGCCUAGAUGUGCCCCGGCCAAACAGCAGGGUGGAGAUUGUGACUGCCAUGAGACGUAUCAGGUAUGAGUUCAAAGCCAAAAGUAUAAAGAAGAAGAAGGUUAAUCUAAUGGUGUCUGUAGAUGGUGUGAAAGUGGUGCUGAAGAAGAAGAGGAAAAAGAAGAAAGAGUGGGACCGGGAUGAGAGCAAACUGCUGGUGAUGCAUGACCCAAUCUACAGGAUAUUCUAUGUGUCUCAUGAUUCCCAGGACCUGAAGAUCUUCAGUUACAUUGCCAGGGAUGGCUCCAGCAACAUCUUUCGCUGCAAUGUCUUCAAGUCCAAGAAGAAGAGUCAGGCCAUGCGCAUUGUCCGAACUGUGGGCCAAGCAUUUGAGGUCUGCCACAAGCUCAGCCUACAACAUACUCACCAGAAUGCUGAUGGUCAAGAGGACAGUCAGAGUGAGAAGGGCAGUGAAGACUUAGAGGCACCAGCCUGUGUUCUGCCAGAAGUUGAGCCUGUCAGCACUGCUGAGGAAACGGACAUUGAUGCUGUGGACAUUGGGCUGACAGGGAGCAACCACUUGGAGUUCAACAGGGGAGUGACAGACCUUGAUGCUGUCGGCAGAGAGUCCCCUGGCCUGCUUUGUGCCAAGGGCUUGCUUCAUAAAGAUAAUAUCCUGACAGCUUCUCCCACGAUGCUGCUCCCUUCUUCUGCCCAGUUGCCUGAUCCUGUGGUCCCUCUGUCUGCUCACCACCAAAUGCAAUUUCUGCAGCAGCUCUUGCAGCAGCAGCAGCAGCAGACUGAAGUGGCUGUGGGCCAGGUGCAUUUGCUGAAGGACCAGCUAGCAACAGAGGCAGCUGCCCGCCUUGAGGCCCAGGCCCGAGUGCACCAGCUCUUGCUGCAGAAUAAGGAUCUCCUCCAGCACAUUUCACUUCUGGUAAAGCAGGUGAAGGAAUUGGAGACAAAGCUGUUGGGAUCCAACACCAUGGGUUCUCAAGACAGCUUGCUGGAAAUCACCUAUCGCCCAGGUGCCCUGCCUGUUCUGUGUGACCCCACCACCCCUAUGCCUGAGGAUACUCGCCCGCUCCAGCUUAACCACGGCUUCUCCAAUGCUGCCAGCCCCUUAGAUAGGGACGUAGUUGGGCCACCAACCGAAGUUGAUAGAAGGCACUCCGUGCCACCGAGGCUACCUGAGCCUCACGUGACAGAGAUGAUUCUAGGAGAACCCCCAAGCUACGAACCUGCUCCUUCAGGGGGAGUGCAACCCCAUCCCCGACAGGUUGGACAUCCACCAUGCGGUCAGAAGAACCACCCACUAGCAACAUCUCAGUCUUGUCUGGAUUGAGCCUCAGUUUAUUAGCCCUCAUCCAGUCCAUUGUCGCAGCCAGGCACCGGUUCAGCACAUUGACAGCCUCACCUGAAGAAGAUGAAAAGGAGAAAUAGAGUUGCAUGUUAUCAGCAUACUGAUGGCAACGCACUCCAAAGCUCCAGAUGACCGCACCCAAUGGUUUCAUGUAGAUGUUGAACAGCAUGGGGGACAGAACUGACCCCUGUGGAACCCCAUACUGGAGAGUCCAGGGUGCCGAGCAACGUUCCCCAAGUACCACCUUCUGGAGGCGACCUGCCAAGUAGGAGUGGAACCACCGCAAUGCAGUACCUCCCACUCCCAACUCAGCCAGUCUCCCCAGAAGGAUACCAUGGUCGAUGGUAUCGAAAGCCGCUGAGAGAUCAAGGAGAAUCAACAGAGUCACACUCCCCCUGUCUCUCUCCUGACAAAGGUCAUCAUACCAAGGCUGUUUCCGUGCCAAAGCCAGGCCUGAAACCCGACUGAAAUGGAUCCAGAUAAUUGGUCUCAUCCAAGAGUGUCUGGAGCUGGCACGCAACCACUCGUUCCAGGACCUUGCCCAGGAAUGGAACAUUUGCUACCGACCUAUAGUUAUUAAGAUUUUCUGGGUCCAGGGAGGGUCUCUUCAGGAGUGGUCUCAUGACCACCUCUUUCAGGCAGCCAGGGAGCACCCCCUCUCGCAGAGAGGCAUUAAUCACUUCCCUGGCCCAGCCGGCUGUUCCAUCCCUGCUAGCUUUUAUUAGCCAAGAAGGGCAAGGAUCCAGCACAGAAGUGGUUGCACAAACCUGUUUAAGCACCUUGUCAACGUCCUCAAGCUAUACCAACUGAAACUCAUCCAAGAAAUCGGGACAAGGCUGUGCUCUGGAUACCUCACUUGAUUCACCUGCUAUAACACUGGAGUCUAAGUCCUGGCAGAUGCGAAAGAUUUUAUCCUGGAAGUGCCUAGCAAAUUCAUUACAGUGGGCCUCAGAUGGUUCUAUCCUGUCCCUGGGGCCAGAGUGUAAUAGCCUCCAGACAAUUCUGAAGAGCUCUGCUGGGCGGCAGAUUGAUGAUUUGAUAGUGGCAGCAAAAUAUUGUUUUUUUGCUGCCCUCACUGCCCCUAAAUACAGCUUACCAUAGGUACUUACCAGUGUAUAAUUGCAUCCACCAGGAGUUCGCCUCCAUCUGCACUCAAGCCGUCUCCUAUAUUGUUUCAUCACUCUCAGCUCUGGGGUAUACCAUGGAGCCGUACGAGCUCUACACAGGAGAGGGCGCUCAGGAGCAAUCAUGUCAUCUGCCCAGGUCAUUUCUGUAUUCCACAGCUCAACCAGGGUUUCGACAGGAACGCCAGCCCUAUCAGCCAGAAAACUCCUCAGAGCCCUUUGGAAACCAUCCGGAUCCAUUAGUCUCUGGGGGCGGACCAACUUAAUAGGUCCCCCAUCCUUGGAGAGGGGAAAAGCCACUGUAAGUCUAAACUUCAGCAAGCAGUGAUCUGUCCAUGACAGAGGGACUGAUGUAAGGCCCCCCCACAUUCAGAUCACCAACUCCAUGUCCAGAUGCAAAAAACAAGGCUAGAGUAUGCCCUGCUACAUGUGUUGGGCCAAUGGCAUAUUGGGACAGUCCCAUGGUUGUCAUGGAGACCAUGAAAUCCUGAGCUGCCCCGGAUAAGGUGGCCUCAGCAUGGAUGUUGACAUCCCCCAGAACCAACAGUCUGGGGAUCUCAACAGUACACCCGAGACCACUUCCGUCAGCUCAGCUAGGGAGUCUGUUGGUCAGCGGGAUGGGCGGUACACCAACAGAAUUCCCAGUCUGUCCCACUGACCCAACAUAAGGUGCAAACUCUCCAGACCAGUAGUCACAUGGACAGGGUGCUUGCAGAGGGAGAUGGAGCUCCUAUAGACCACAGCAACCCCCCUCCCCGACCCUCAGGUCUACGGUGAUGCUGAACUAGGUACCCUGGUGGACAUAGCUGGGAGAGACUGGACUCCCCCCUGCUCACCCACCCAGGUCUCGGUUAUACAUACCAGAUCGGCUGCCUCAUCCACAAUUAAAUCGUGAAUGAGGGAGAUCUUAUUAUGCACCGAUCUGGCAUUUAGCAGCAGCAUCCGGAGGCCUGAGAGCUGGCUGAUAGGGCAACCAACAAACCUGCGGGUGUGGGGAGGACCGGAACAAGGCACAGCCAUUAACUGCCUGGGCCGCGUUCCCCUUACCUGGCAAGUCCUCCUCACAACGCCAUAUCUCCCUCUGCCCGUCACUACACUAAUUGGGGGGCCCUCAAAUUUCCCCACUUGGCUCCGAGUCCUCUCUCCCAGGCACAUGACUCAAGACCCAGAAAAAGGCAGACAAAGCAGGAGCCACCUCAGCCAGCCGGCUUAUGUAUUCCCUCCAGAGAAGGGACAGGUGGAAGAAAUCAGCCACAGCUGGCUGAGUACCUGGGGCCUGGUCCUGCAAGGCGUGACACCUGCCGAGCAGAAGUCCAACCGGGAAAGGGUGGUGGUAGCCGAGCAGCAGCAGCAGCAAAUAGGCGGCGGCGGCAGAAGCAGCAGCAAACGGCUCUCCUUCCCUGGACAGUGGUGGUCCCCUUUCUCCUGUAGGCACUGGGUCAUAAAAAAUAUGCCACCAUUGCACCACAAAAAAAUUGGUACUGGGUGUAAAUCUUAGCAUAUUGGGAAACUCAAGUUAUUUUUAGACCUUAAGGCUGAAAAAAUGGGCAUGAAAGAGAGUGGGCAGUGCUUGGUGAAAUCUGAAAAGCCACAAGUGAGAGUGAGCAGGUGUAGUUUUGGUGCCCUGCAUAACUCUUUGACCCUCCCCAUAACUAUUGGAAACGGGAUAAAUUAUGCAACUCUAUUAAGUACAUGCAAGUUUCCCUAAUUUGCAUAAUGUAUACAGGUGGCAGAAGUCAGAGGGGGUUUUGACUUUGGCACAAAAUUGCAUUGUGUGUGUUGUAGGGUGGAUUUAAUGUAAGUACACAAUCCUGCUGUUAGCCAAAACUUUCCAACUUGCUGCCUUCAGUAUUUAGGAUUGUCCCUGUUUAGCUUCCAGACAGGAACAAUAGCCUUAAGUUUGUGCAAACCUAUGAAAGAAAGAGUUUAAUUAUGACCUGAGUUGUCUGUGGAGAAAUCAUCCAACCUUGGUUGAGAUUUGUCUUUAAACUAUGGACCUGGUCAUUUCUCAUGUAAUGUUUGAAUAUCAUUCACCUUCUUGAAAUGCUGGUUCCUAAUUCCAGAAGUGCAACUGUAUUAUUUUGUCAUAGCUGUGGCAUCUAGAUCUGACCUGUGUGUUUUCAGGGCUCUUUACAUCCCCCUUCAUGGGUAACUGCAGUAACAUAGAAGCAGGUUCCUCACUUGCCUGCAGACUGUGUGUGAAGAAUGCAACCAGGUGGGUAAGACCAAUUCCAUGGGUGUCUUACAUAUGACAGGUUCCUUCUCUUGCAACUUGGUUCUGAUUGUAGAGCAAAGAUUCUACCCACAUAGCUGCAUUCUUCACAUGCAGCUUGCAGCCACAUGGUAUCACAGCACAGGGAAGCAACUCCCAUGGUGCUGUGGCUACACACAAAGGGGGCCUCUGUGUGUGAAGCAGGCUGUUGCCUCUGAAAGCUCAGGCCAUAGUGAAUCUGGUUCUCUGGUACCACAUGUGCAGUGCUGCAUCUGUGUUAGUCCCAAUGAGCUCUGUGAGGAGAAUAGGAGUCUCCUAACAACCCUCAGCACCCUUCACAAACUACAGUUCCCAGCAUUCUUUGAGGGAAGCCAUGACUGUUUCAAGUGAAAUAAUAGUGGAAUAAAUGUAUGGUGUGAAUAUGGCCCCAAAGUGUAAGAUACCAGAUACAUUUCCAAAUUAUGAUGACUACACUUUAUUACGAUUGGUUGCCAGCAGCAACAGGGCCUAGCCCUCCCUCCAACUCAUGCCCUUACCAGACCAGUAGCUGGAGCAAGGAUGGUGCAGGAAUCGCUGCCUUCUUACACAUACUUCCUCACUCCCCUGAAGAAGAAGAAUGUGCUCUGAAGCAUUUUUGCUCCAUUUGACCUUUCCUUAGAUGUUCUAAAUGUUUGACUUAUCUGACUUAUGUUCUGCUUUCCUGCUAUUAUUAUGGACUUUGUCAUAAUUUAAUCAGUAGACCAUCCCGUAGGCUUGUGAGGAGUGAUCACUUCCAUACUGGUGAGAUAAAGCACUAAUGGAAGAUAUACAGUUAAUAUUUGCCAGAGUACUCUGUGUCCUUCCAAGGAUUUGCUUGCAAACACUAGUUACAGGAUGUGUUAGGAGAUGCCUGCAGUGAUGAACAUGGAAAGAUGCAUAUAACUACACAGGGAGGUGUGUUGCCUUUAGUGUUCAAAGGUGGGCUGCUGUGCAGUUUUUUCUCAUUAAGCUAAUUAGAUUUUUUUGUAUUCUUUGUGUGAUUUUCAUGCAUUUAUGUGAUUGGAAAACUUUUGAAGAUAAUUGGGGAAGGGAUCUCUUGAACAGCAGUUUUCACACAAUGUCCAUAAGGUUCUAAACAUUUUCACCUGAUUCUCCAGUGUUACAUGAGCAGCACUGGAGGUUAUGGAUAUCAAAGGUGGCCUGUAAGAUGGGAGGGCAGCACUUAAGCUUCUCUAUGGUAAGUGAGGGACUGGGAUAGAAGCGUGGCUGGCAACACAGUGGCUCUGAGGGCAGGGAUAAGCAGCAAGGAGUAGCUCUGUGGGGCAAACAUUGGGCUGGCCUAACCUGAGGGGAAUGCUUGAGGAGAAACAGAGAAGGACAGGCUGAGGAAGACAAGACUUCCUUUUGUGCCUGUGAUGGUCCAGUUUUCUGCCCUUGCCUUCUGCUAUCAUUUUUGGUUCAGUUGAAAGAAUUGCAGUGUGAUACACCAUUGAACAAGCUGUGUAACUGUGAACUCCCUGUGAGAUCCAGACCUGAUCCUGGUUUCAUAUCCUUGUUUGGAGAGAACCUUUAAACCACUGUUUCCUGAUUUGGAUGUCACAGGAAAUGGUGGUUUAAGAAAACAAGAUAGCUUUGCUGAAGUUUCACGAGAGAAGAGAGGAAGAAAGGGGGGGGUAAAGAGAGAGCAUGUGGGUACAUGGCUCAUUCUUAAGCUGAUAAACCACGGUUCAUCUGACCAGGAUUGUUGCUUCUGAAUCAGGGCUAUGUCUGCCCCAUAGCAGGCCAGUUUGAAGCCAAAUUAUCUAUCCUAAGGAAGUCAGGCCCAUUUUUGAUCAGCAACUCGCUUUUCAGGGAUGCAACUCAGGGAGAAAGUGCCUUCAGAAUAAAUUGGGAGGAGGGCUGAUUUCCCCACCCCCAUUCUUUACACUGCUGGUCUUCUUGAGACAUAGGAAGGGAGCAGCAGAAUUUCUUCUGUAUUUUGACAAUAGUGACUAAGAUGGCAUGAGAGGAGGUUAACUGCUAUUCCCAACACGUGCUCGGUAUUUCUCAUGUCAGGCCCUGAUGUGGAAAAGUAAUCUCAGACCCUUGCUGAGGACAAGAGGAAGUGCGGAUAUGAAGAGCUAGAAUAUCUGAAAUGAAUGUUUUAGAGAUGGAAAGGGUGUUGUAGGUUGAAUGGAUGGAGAAGCACAUGUUAGAUGAUAUGGAGAGACACUAGCAAGGUGAGACCUGGAAGCUGCAGCACCCAGAGCAGAGAUGCCAGCAUUGGCAGAUGCCUUAGGCAAGGAAAUAUAAUUCAGAAUGGAAGCCACCUACACAGUUUGGCAGUAUCCCUUUUAGUAGUUUGUGGGGUAUUGUACAGUGUCAGCCCCACCACUCUCACAGCAGCAGACGGUUAUUACAAUGAGUCCCAGGGGACGGUCUGCUCUUUGGUGGUCUUCCUGGGGAUUCUGGAAUUCCUCUGUAUUUAUACCACAUUCUGCAGUUUUGGUUUUCUUCUCUCCUUUAAAAGAACAGUGAUUGUUCUGGAAUAAUUUUCUAUGUAAGUGCACUUAACCCCAAUGUG
Rhineura floridana is the source of this 7990-nucleotide messenger RNA. It is a transcript of the gene NOS1AP, whose product is annotated as nitric oxide synthase 1 adaptor protein. Lineage: Eukaryota; Metazoa; Chordata; Lepidosauria; Squamata; Rhineuridae. Gene Ontology annotation, molecular function: nitric-oxide synthase binding. The record is from RefSeq and is a predicted model, not a curated record. Bases 1 to 2094 code for a protein of 697 amino acids. The transcript is spliced from 12 exons.